AUGCCCGUCCGCAUCAUGUGCAGCAUCUCCUUCUCGGCCGACGACGAGCCCAGAGGACCGGGAAAUGACUUAUUCGACGACCGCUACCGCAAGGGGAUCAAAUCCAGUGACGGCGACGGUCAUGGGGAGUACCGGGAGGACGGGUGUGAAGAACUGGACGUGUACGACGAAGAUCAAGACGACGCCAGCAAGUUGGACAGCCUAGCCGCGUUCUUCGAUGGCUGCUCGCUCCACGGCGCCAACCACAUCUUCGCGGAAGACAAGAAGUUCAGUGUGCGUCAGGGCCUCUGGGCCAUCGUCUUCCUGCUAGCGCUCUCCGCGUUCCUCCUUCAGGUGUUCGACCGUGUCGUCUACUACCUGUCCUACGAUCACGUCACAAUGCUGGACGAGAGAAAUGCCCCCAACUUGACCUUCCCGGCCGUCACCUUCUGUAACUACAACUACUUCCGCCGCUCCCAGAUCAGUUAUAGUGACCUGCUGUUCAUGGGCCAGCUGCUGGGGUAUGAAGACAACAUGGCCCCUGGGAUCCCCCUGGCCCCCGAGCCCGACCGCCAAGGAUCCCGGUUCAGCCUCGAUGAGUUCCAUAACCGCACCAGACACCGUAUAGAAGAUAUGCUGCUGGAGUGCAACUACAGAGGGAAAGAGUGUGGCCCGGAGGCCUUCAGAGAGGUACAGUAGCCAGUUAGUUAUUAGUGAUUAUUAGUAUUGCCGCUGGUGAUAAUAGAGUAACUUCAGAGGGAUCAAGUCCCGAAGGUAGGGGCUUACAUAGGGUGCCAUUACAGACACAUCCAUCGAGUGUGGUCCCGAAGCCUUCCAGAGGCUGGUCCCGAAGGUAGGGGCUUACUUAACAGUGAUUAUAAGUAAGUUAAGAUAUAGGCUCUGUGUGAAUAGGGUGCUGGCUAUAAGUAGUACACUAUAGGGUAUAGGGUGCAAUUACAGACACAUCCAUUGAGUGUGGUCCGGAAGCCUUCCAAGAAGUAGUAUUUCGGGCGGCGGCGGGUGGCUUCCGGGCGGCUUCCGGGCGGCGGGUGGCUUAGUGGUUAAGAGCGUUGUGCCAGUUACCAAAAGGUCGCUGGUUCUAAUCCCCGAGCCGACUAGGUUAAAAAAUCUGUCGAUGUGCCCUUGAGCAAGGCACUUAACCCUAAUUGCUCCUGUAAGUCGCUCUGGAUAAGAGCGUCUGCUAAAUGACUAAAAUGUCAAUGUAAAUGUAAAUGUAAGUAGGUACUGAGGUAAUUUAGCUUUCUUAGAGCAUUUCUUACACAGUUCAUGGGGUUAACAGUGCUUCCACUUUUCCUUUAUUAUUCUAACACUGGGAAAUGAAUUGCAUUUGAAAGGAAUUGUAGUGUAGCAUAGUCAGAGUGACAGUAAAUAGCUAGACAUUUAUUGAUAUUUGGGCUUUUGCCAUUGCACUUUGCCAUUGUCCCCUUGACUGUUACCUCUAGAUAAAGCAUGGUUUGCAUGCUGAAUGGCAGGCUGUUAUUUGUGGACAAUGCUCUGCCGUCAGCAUAUUGAUUUCACAAUAACCUUUGCACAGUAUUCAAGAUAUCGCCCUCUGACUACGAAUGACUGAAUUUGAUCAGUAUCAUGUUUAUGCAGCAGGCAAUAAUGACAGUGUUCUGUUCUAACCCGGGCCUGACAAUAAAGGAAUAUGAGACCUUCAUUUCAAAUCUCUCGAUAUUACCUGUUGGCAGUUUUGACAGCAUUUCUUGGAGUCGCUUUCAAGAUACCCUAAACUCACAUCUGCAGCACAUCUCAAUCCCUGACCAGUCUCCUCCUUCCUAAAACACUUCCAUCCACCUCCUAGAGGCAUAGAUAUAUUGUCUAUGUGAUAUAGAAUGAAUUCCUGGAAAAAAAUACAAAUAAGUAUAAUCAUCUGUACUUUCAUACCACCGACCUCAAUCCUUAUCACAGACAUUAGAGGAAAAAACAGAAGGUCAUGCACCUCCACUAGCACAGCCUCAUUUUAAUUGGAAAACUCAUUAUAAUGGGCAUUUCUUGUAGAAUAUCGGCAGCUGUUUUCUGAGAUCCAAAGAUACGCUGAUAACUGCUUGGCUAAGAAAUAAGUAUCAAUUUCUGCUGAAGGAGAACAGGGAGAAUCAUAUUCACAUUAAAAGUGUGAAAUGGUAGAAAAGUCCAGGGCCAAGCACUCAAGUGGGUGGCUUGAACUUUCAUCACGGUAUCCAUGGUGACCUAUUUUUCCUCUCAUAGAUACAAGUUAAAAUGUAAUCAAUUCCCUAUUUUCAUGCUGUGUUAUAUAGGACUCUAUUUUAACAAACCUAACGCAAUGGUAAAUCUAAGCGCUGGUGGUAGCGCCAUAGCUUCAGGGGUUGUGUCAGAAAUAUUUGUGCUAUUUUCAUAACCAUAAUUGUGGGAGCAGUAGCUGGCGGUGGGGCGAAAGGUCUGGGUUUAGAUGAACAAAGAAGUUGAAGGUGUGUCGAGGCUUGACCCCUCACUGGCCUAUCAGAAAGUGCUCCAUGGCUAAAUAUGUGGUUUCUUCAAGUUGUGUAUUAACUGUCUUUUAUCUAUUGCAUUGUCAUCAACUCUAAUUUGAAUGUUAGUCCGUUAUAGCCUGGUUUGAUAAAUAGUCGACAGAAACAAAAUAACAAAGUGUAGGCCUAUCCCAUAUUUGCUAAAUCUGUUGAAUUUAAUUGCAUUGCUUCAAUAUGGAAAUAACCUGAGUGUACAAAACAUUAGGAACACCUGCUCUUUCUGUUACAUAGACUGACCUAUGAUCCAUUAUUGAUGUCACAUGUUAAAUCCACUUCAAUCAGUGUAGAUGAAGGGGAGGAGACCAGUUAAAGAAGGAUUUGUAAGCCUUUAGACAAUUGAGACAUGGAUUGUGUAUGUGUGCCAUUCAGAGGGUGAAUGGGCAAGACAAAAUAUUUAAGUGCCUUUGAACGGGGUAUGGUUCCAGGCGCACCAGUUUGAGUGUGUCAAGAACUGCAACGCUGCUGGGUUUUUCACACUCUACAGUUUCCCCGUGUGUAUCAAGAAUGGUCCACCACCCAAAUGACAUCCAGCCAACUUGACACAAUUGCAGGAAGCAUUGGAGCCAACAUGGGUCAGCAUCCCUGUGGAACGCUUUCGACACCUUGUAGAGUCAAUGCCCCAACGAAUUGAGGCUGUUCUGAGGGCAAAAGAUGGGGGUGUGCAACUCAGUAUUAAGAAGGUGUUCCUAAUGUUUGGUAUACUGGUGUACAUUUUUAAACCGCACUAUGAAUUUUAUCCCAAUAGCCAGAAGGGUGUGCCAUGGGAGGCAUUGAACUACAGAACAAAAAAGUAAGAAUAAAACAACAACAAAAAAGUGUUGAGAAAAAAAAAGAGCAGAAGUAAAAUAAAGUGACAGUAGGGAGGCUAUAUAUACAGGGGGGUACCGUUGCAUAGUCAAUGUGCGGGGGCACCGGCUAGUUGAGGUAGUUGAGGUAAUAUGUACAUGUGGGUAGAGUUAAAGUGACUAUGCAUAAAUACUUAACAGAGUAGCAGCAGCGUAAAAAGGAUGGGGUGGGGGGGCAGUGCAAAUAGUCCGGGUAGCCAUGAUUAGCUGUUCAGGAGUCUUAUGGCUUGGGGGUAGAAGCUGUUGAGAAGUCUUUUGGACCUAGACUUGGCACUCCGGUACCGCUUGCCGUGCGGUAGCAGAGAGAACAGUCUAUGACUAGGGUGGCUGGAGUCUUUGACAAUUUUGAGGGCCUUCCUCUGACACCGCCUGGUAUAGAGGUCCUGGAUGGCAGGGAGCUUUGCCCCAGUGAUGUACUGGGCCGUACGCACUACCCUCUGUAGUGCCUUGCGGUCAGAGGCCAAGCAGUUGCCAUACCAGGCGGUGAUGCAACCAGUCAGGAUGCUCUCGAUGGUGCAGCUGUAGAAUUUUUUGAGGAUCUGAGGACCCAUGCCAAAUCUUUUUAGUCUCCUGAGGGGGAAUAGGCUUUGUCGUGCCCUCUUCACGACUGUCUUGGUGUGUUUGGACCAUGAUAGUUCGUUGGUGAUGUGGACACCAAGGAACUUGAAGCUCUCAACCUGUUCCACUACAGCCCCGUCGAUGAGAAUGGGGGCGUGCUCAGUCCUCUUUUUUUUCCUGUAGUCCACAAUCAUCUCCUUUGUCUUGGUCACGUUGAGGGAGAGGUUGUUGUCCUGGCACCACACGGCCAGAUCUCUGACCUCCUCCCUAUAGGCUGUCUCAUCGUUGUCGGUGAUCAGGCCUACCACUGUUGUGUCGUCGGCAAACUUAAUGAUGGAGUCGUGCCUGGCCAUGCAGUCAUGGGUGAACAGAGAGUACAGGAGGGGACUGAGCACGCACCCCUGAGGGGCCCCCGUGUUGAGGAUCAGUGUGGCAGAUGUGUUGUUACCUACCCUUACCACCUGGGGGCGGCCCGUCAGAAAGUCCAGGAUCCAGUUGCAGAGGGAGGUGUUUAGUCCCAGGAUCCUUAGCUUAGUGAUGAGCUUAGAGGGCACUAUGGUGUUGAAUGCUGAGCUGUAGUCAAUGAAUAGCAUUCUCACGUAGGUGUUCCUCUUGUCCAGGUGGGAAAGGGCAGUGUGGAGUGCGAUAGAGAUUGCAUCAUCUGUGGAUCUGUUGGGGCGGUAUGCAAAUUGGAGUGGGUCUAGGGUUUCUGGGAUUAUGCUGUUGAUGUGAGCCAUGACCAGUCUUUCAAAGCACUUCAUGGCUACAGACGUCAGUGCUACGGGUCGGUAGUCAUUUAGGCAGGUUACCUUAGAGUUCUUGGGCACGGGGACUAUGGUGGUCUGCUUGAAACAUGUUGGUAUUACAGACUCAGUCAGGGACAUGUUGAAAAUGUCAGUGAAGACACUUGCCAGUUGGUCAGCACAUGCUCGGAGUACACGUCCUGGUAAUCCGUCUGGCCCUGCGGCCUUGUGAAUGUUGACCUGCUUAAAAGUCUUACUCACAUCGGCUACGGAGAGCGUGAUCACAUAGUCGUCCGGAACAGCUGGUGCUCUCAUGCAUGCUUCAGUGUUGCUUGCCUCGAAGCGAGCAUAGAAGUGGUUUAGCUCGUCUGGUAGGCUUGUGUCACUGGGCAGCUCGCGGCUUUGCUUCCCUUUGUAGUCUGUAAUAGUUUUCAAGCCCUGCCACAUCCGACGAGCGUCAGAGCCAGUGUAGUAUGAUUCAAUCUUAGACCUGUAUUGACUCUUUGCCUGUUUGAUGGUUCGUCGGAGGUCAUAGCGGGAUUUCUUAUAAGCGUCCGGGUUAGAGUCCCGUUCCUUGAAAGCGGCAGCUCUACCCUUUAGCUCAGUGCGGAUGUUUCCUGUAAUCCAUGGCUUCUGGUUGGGGUAUGUUCAUAAUGCUACCCCUCCUCAGCUGAGUGGUUAGGUCCAUUGGGACUAACAACCCUCCAGUGAUGUACAGUCGUGGUCAAAAGUUUUGAGAAUGACACAAGUAUUGGUCUUCACAAAGUUCGCUGCUUCAGUGUUAUGAGAUAUUUUUGUCAGAUGUUACUAUGGUAUACUGAAGUAUAAUUACAAGCAUUCCAUAAGUGUCAAAGGCUUUUAUUGACAAUUACAUUAAGUUUAUGCAAAGAGUCAAUAUUUGCAGUGUUGACCCUUCUUUUUCAAGACCUCUGCAAUCCGCCCUGGCAUGCUGUCAAUUAACUUCUGGGCCACAUCCUGACUGAUGGCAGCCCAUUCUUGCAUAGUCAAUGCUUGGAGUUUGUCAGAAUUUGUGGGUUUUUGUUUGUCCACCUGCCUCUUGAGGAUCGACCACAAGUUCUCAAUGGGAUUAAGGUCUGGGGAGUUUCCUGGCCAUGGACCCAAAAUGUAGAUGUUUUGUUCCCGAGCCACUUAGUUAUCACUUUUACCUUAUGGCAAGGUGCUCCAUCAUGCUGGAAAAGGCAUUGGUCGUCACCAAACUGUUCUUGGAUGGUUGGGAGAAGUUGCUCUCGGAGGAUGUGUUGGUACCAUUCUUUAUUCAUGGCUGUGUUCUUAGGCAAAAUUGUGAGUGAGCCCACUCCCUUGGCUGAGAAGCAACCCCACACAUGAAUGGUCUCAGGAUGAUUUACUGUUGACAUGACACAGGAUUGAUGGUAGCGCUCACCUUGUCUUCUCCGGACAAGGUGUUUUCCGGAUGCCCCAAACAAUCGGAAAGGGGAUUCAUCAGAGAAAAUGACUUUACCUCAGUCCUCAGCAGUCCAAUCCAUGUACCUUUUGCAGAGUAUCAGUCUGUCCCUGAUGUUUUUCCUAGAGAGAAGUGGCUUCUUUGCUGCCCUUCUUGACACCAGGCCAUCCUCCAAAAGUCUUCGCCUCACUGUGCGUGCAGAUGCACUCACACCUGCCUGCUGCCAUUCCUGAGCAAGCUCUGCACUGGUGGUGCCCCGAUCCCGCAGCUGAAUCAACUUUAGGAGACGGUCCUGGCACUUGCUGGACUUUCUUGGGCACCCUGACGCCUUCUUCACAACAAUUGAACCUCUCUCCUUGAAGUUCUUGAUGAUCCGAUAAAUGGUUGAUUUAGGUGCAAUCUUACUAGCAGCAAUAUCCUUGCCUGUGAAGCCCUUUUUGUGCAAAGCAAUGAUGACGGCACGUGUUUCCUUGCAGGUAACCAUGGUUAACAGAGGAAGAACAAUGAUUUCAAGCACCAGCCUCCUUUUAAAGCUUCCAGUCUGUUAUUCUAACUCAAUCAGCAUGACAGUGUGAUCUCCAGCCUUGUCCUCGUCAACACUCUCACCUGUGUUAACGAGAGAAUCACUAACAUGAUGGCAGCUGGUCCUUUUGUGGCAGGGGAUGAAAUGCAGUGGAAAUGUUUUUUGGGGAUUAAGUUCAUUUUCAUGGCAAAGAGGGACUUUGCAAUUAAUUGCAAUUAAUCCAAUCACUCUUCAUGACAUUCUGGAGUAUAUGCAAAUUGCCAUCAUCAAAACUGAGGCAGCAGAAUUUGUGAAAAUUAGUAUUUGUGUAAUUCUCAAAAGUUUUGACCACGACUGUAUAUAUCCCUCUGCAGAAUAGUUAGGUCCACUGGGACCUAUAACGCCCCUGGAAAUGGAAGAUAAACACAACCAUCAAUGAAAUAAACACCAGGCUGGAGUUGGCGGUUAAAAUCCCUAGUGGGAGAAGAGAAAGAAAACCUCAAAGAGACCACAUUAUGUAUUUAUCCAGACACAUACACAUCCCCUCUCAGUUUAUACAAUCAAUAGGGAGUAUUUAUUUGGGGUAAUUUGGUCAUUGGCAACAAUAGAAGACAUGAUGAGAGAAAAUCAUUCCACCCUUUAUUAUCAUAAGCUCUGUGUUGGUGGAGAAGGAAAGUGUGUGUGUGUGUGCGUGCGUGCGUGUGUUGGUUUUUGCCCUAGCACUAUACAGCUGAUUCAAAUAAACAAAGCUUGAUGAUGAGUUGAUUAUUUUUAUUAGCUGUGUAGUGCUAGAGCAACAAAAAAAAAAACGUGCACCUCAGGGUCCCCAGGACUGAGUUUGGGAAACACUGCUCUAAGCAUUGCCCUGGAUCUGGAUCAAUGGCAGGCCUGCUAAUGCCUGGCAGAGCAGACAGAGGGCUCAACUUACACACACACACACAGGUAAAGAGUACUCAGCUUACACAGAGAGAGAGAGAGAGAGAGAGAGAGAGGAGAGAGAGAGAGGAGAGAGAGAGAGAGAGAGAGAGAGGGGAGAGACGAGAGAGAGAGAGAGAGACGAGGAGAGAGAGAGAGAGAGAGAGAGAGAGAGAGAGAGAGAGAGAGAGAGAGAGAGAGCUCUGCUUACACACACACACAGAGAGAGAGAGCUCAGUUUACACACACACAGAGAGAGAGAGAGAGAGCUCAGCUUCACUAAUUUCCCCUGCAGUAUCUAGAUAGGUGUCCUGUCCUGAGCAGAGCUAUAGAAAGGUGCCUUCAACAGGAAUAGUUGGACACACACACAGACAGAGGGCUAAGCUUACAGCCUUCUGUCCCAGGACAGCUGAAUAUGAUCAGGCCUGGAACACUGGAAGGAUGGGGAGGCAGCAUCUACAUCUUGGCUCUGUCCAUUACUCCCGGCUCCCUUUACAUCCCAACUCAGCAUCACCGCUAGCAUCACCAUCUCCGCAUGAGCACUUAGGUUUCACCUCAUGAAUAUAGAGCUGAACUUUUGCUGUCUCCUCAAGAACAUAGAGCUGAACUUCUGCUGUCUCCUCAAGAACAUAGAGCUGACAGUAUCGCCACCUAUGUUGUAGACAGAAUCGCCCCCUAUGUUGUAGACAGUAUCGCCCCAUAUGUCGUAGACAGUAUCGCCCCCAUGUUGUAGACAGUAUCACCCACUAUUUCGUAGACACUAUCGCCCCCUAUGUUGUAGACAGUUUCGACCCCUAUGUUGUAGACAGUAUCGCCCCCUAUUUCGUAGACAGUAUCGCCCCUAUGUCGUAGACAGUAUCGCCCCCUAUGUCGUAGACAGUAUCGCCCCCUAUUCCGUAGACAGUAUCGCCCCCUAUGUCGUAGACAGUAUCGCCCCCUAUUUCGUAGACAGUAUCGCCCCCUAUGUCGUAGACAGUAUCGCCCCCUAUGUCGUAGACAGUAUCGCCCCCUAUUUCGUAGACAGUAUCGCCCCCUAUGUCGUAGACAGUAUCGCCACCUAUUUCGUAGACAGUAUCGCCCCCUAUGUCGUAGACAGUAUCGCCCCCUAUUUCGUAGACAGUAUCGCCCCCUAUGUCGUAGACAGUAUCGCCCCCUAUGUCGUAGACAGUAUCGCCCCCUAUUUCGUAGACAGUAUCGCCCCCUAUGUUGUAGACAGUAUCACCCCCUAUGUCGUAGACAGUAUCGCCCCUUAUGUCGUAGACAGUAUCGCCCUUUAUGUCGUAGACAGUAUCGCCCCCUAUGUUGUAGACAGUAUCGCCCCCUAUGUCGUAGACAGUAUCGCCCCCUAUGUCGUAGACAGUAUCGCCCCCUAUUUCGUAGACAGUAUCGCCCCCUAUUUCGUAGACAGUAUCGCCCCCUAUGUUGUAGACAGUAUCGCCCCCUAUUUCGUAGACAGUAUCGCCCCCUAUGUCGUAGACAGUAUCGCCCCCUAUGUCGUAGACAGUAUCGCUCCCUAUGUCGUAGACAGUAUCGCCCCCUAUGUUGUAGACAGUAUCGCCCCCUAUGUCGUAGACAGUAUCGCCCCCUAUUUCGUAGACAGUAUCGCCCCCUAUUUCGUAGACAGUUUCGACCCCUAUGUUGUAGACAGUAUCGCCCCCUAUGUCGUAGACAGUAUCGCCCCCUAUGUCGUAGACAGUAUCGCCCCCUAUGUCGUAGACCAGGGUUCUUCAAUUCCGGUCCUGGAGGGCCGAAACACUUCUGUUUUUUAUUUCUUCCUGGUAGUUAAUUGCACUCACCUGGUGUCCCAGGUCUGAAUUAGCCCCUGAUUAGAAGGAGAGGAUGAAAAACAGAGGUGUUUCGGCCCUCCAGGACCGGAAUUGAAGAACCCUGUCGUAGACAUUAUCGCUCCCUAUGUCGUAGACAGUUUCGCCCCGAAUGUUGCAGACAGUAUCGCCCCCUAUGUCGUAGACAGUAUCGCCCCCUAUGUCGUAGACAGUAUCGCCCCCUAUGUCGUAGACAGUAUCGCCCCCUAUGUCGUAGACAGUAUCGCCCCCUAUGUCGUAGACAACACUACUUCCAGUUUAUGUAGGGACCUUUUACAGUGUUUGUGUGUGUGUAGAUUGCCUGUUUGACCUUGACUCAACUCGUGGUUCUGUAACCCGAGUGUGGCCUGGCUCUGUGUCGUUGGAUUAGAGAAGCCAGACACUGAAUAUGGGGCUGACGACAACACAGCCACAUCAAAUAUUAAACAGAGUGAGAAACAGAUAUCCUGCCCUCUGCUUUCCCUUUGCCUCAGUAGCCUCAAUAGCAUGGAAUUCUUCAGUUCACCAUGCAAUAUGGCAUAUUGAUUGAUUGAUUGAUUGAUUGAAGGAAUUUAUUGGAUCAUUAAAAGUAGCAGACUACUCAAGCUGGAGACGACAUAUCAGUGGUGACAGGGCUGGGUAGGAUACAGCAUAUCAGACAAUAUACAGUUCUAUAUUGAAGUGUUCUCUCUACAUCCCACUAUGUAUCCCAUGCAGGGUUGGGUAGAUUACAGCAUAACAGACUAUAUACUGUUCUACAAUCAGUUUAUUAGGUACACCACCCCGUUCACAAUAAUGUUUAGUUCCUACAGCAGCAGUAUGAUUCACAUCAUUGAGAGAGCAGCAGUGUGAUUCACAUCAUUGAGAGAGCAUCAGUGUGAUUCACAUCAUUGAGAGAGCAACAGUGUGAUUCACAUCAUUGAGAGAGCAGCAGUGUGAUUCACAUCAUUGAGAGAGCAGCAGUGUGAUUCACAUCAUUGAGAGAGCAGCAGUGUGAUUCACAUCAUUGAGAGAGCAGCAGUGUGAUUCACAUCAUUGAGAGAGCAACAGUGUGAUUCACAUCAUUGAGAGAGCAGCAGUGUGAUUCACAUCACUGAGAGAGCAGCAGUGUGAUUCACAUCAUUGAGAGAGCAGCAGUGUGAUUCACAUCAUUGAGAGAGCAGCAGUGUGAUUCACAUCAUUGAGAGAGCAGCAGUGUGAUUCACAUCAUUGAGAGAGCAGCAAUGUGAUUCACUUAAUUGCUAUGUAGAUAUCAAUAAAAUACCUAAGUGAUAUCCGUAUCGCCCGUAGGCUACACCACUGUUUCCCAACUCCAGUCCUCCAGUACCCCCAACAGCACACAUUUUGGUUGUUGCCCCAGACAAACAUACCUCAUUCAACUCAUUUAGGGCUUGAUGAUUAGUUGACAAGUUGCACCACUGCUGUCGUCCUUACCUCUGAGCGUUUAUUCAAAUCAGGGGUCUAAUCUUUGAUGCCGACAGCAGUCACACCAUUGGAAGACAUAACUUGGACUGUAGCCUACCAAAACCUAUUCCUCCUUUUUUCCCGCAAUCCAAUCAAAUGCAUUUGGUGUGUCAUCAUAGUGGUCUCUGAUUGGUGGUCAUCAUUUGGUGUGUCAUCAUAGUGGUCUCUGACUUGUGGUCAUCAUUUGGUGUGUCAUCAUAGUGGUCUCUGACUGGUGGUCAUCAUUUGGUGUGUCAUCAUAGUGGUCUCUGACUUGUGGUCAUCAUUUGGUGUGUCAUCAUAGUGGUCUCUGACUGGUGGUCAUCAUUUGGUGUGUCAUCAUAGUGGUCUCUGAUUGGUGGUCAUCAUUUGGUGUGUCAUCAUAGUGGUCUCUGAUUGGUGGUCAUCAUUUGGUGUGUCAUCAUAGUGGUCUCUGAUUGGUGGUCAUCAUUUGGUGUGUCAUCAUAGUGGUCUCUGAUUGGUGGUCAUCAUUUGGUGUGUCAUCAUAGUGGUCUCUGAUUGGUGGUCAUCAUUUGGUGUGUCAUCAUAGUGGUCUCUGAUUGGUGGUCAUCAUUUGGUGUGUCAUCAUAGUGGUCUCUGAUUGGUGGUCAGACCAUUUGGUGUGUCAUCAUAGUGGUCUCUGAUUGGUGGUCAUCAUUUGGUGUGUCAUCAUAGUGGUCUCUGACUGGUGGUCAUCAUUUGGUGUGUCAUCAUAGUGGUCUCUGAUUGGUGGUCAUCAUUUGGUGUGUCAUCAUAGUGGUCUCUGAUUGGUGGUCAUCAUUUGGUGUGUCAUCAUAGUGGUCUCUGAUUGGUGGUCAGACCAUUGGGUCAGACUCGCUCAGGCGAAACAAACUUGCACUUUUUUUCACUGCUGAAUUGAAUGUCAUUGCUAAAACAGAAAGGUGUCAUUAUGUAUUUUUUCACAAAACAUCCAUUCUGAAUUUAAAAGUAAUCCAAUAAGUAAUCAUAUCGUUUUUUCAAAAGGAUCUGUAAUCUGAUUACAAUAUUUUAACUGGUAACAUAACAGAUUACAGUUACAUGUAAUCCGUUACUCCCCAACACUGAGUGGUGAAACUGAGCAUUUCAGUUUGUAUUCUAUUGCUACUGUUAGGAUUUGAACAAACUGAGUAAAAACUCAAACAGACAACUAGAAAAAGCUCAUACCAAGUUUAUUCACCCACUGAGUCGUACAACUGCAAAGACAAGGCAUGAUUACACAAGCACAUAUAUUUAUAACCUUCUAAUAGGCGUGGUCAACUCCUUACUAGACAACCAAUACAUCUCUGUUGCUAGGCAGGAAUUGAAUUGGUUCCUCUCACUGGUGUAGUCACAGCUCUGCCUGUUACUGAAACCUUGGUGGGCGUGGAAGUGUAUGUGUGAGAUAGCGCUACAGUAGGGGAGACAUUGUGGUGGGCCUCUCUGGCCCCUCCUCCCAGAGGAUUCUUCUCAAUUCAUCUGUUGAUUUGACCUCGAGACGCAUUCCUCACUCCUCCCUUGUUCCGCAGCCGGCCUGCCUUAACAGAGCCAUUUCGCCUCCCUCAUCAGAAACGUGUGAACAGAAGAUGCAGUUUCUACUCUCAGUAACUUUCCAUAUUCCUAGUUGCCAUCUACCCUUCAUUGACCCCAACAUAUACAUUCCUUAUACAUGUAAAGUAAUUAAUGAGUUCUAGUAUGGUAACAUGAAUCAGUACAUUUCAAGCUAGAGUCUUAACACUUCAAUACAACACCUCCCAAACUCUAAACUCCAAACUCUAAACUCUAAAGUCUUCCACAGACAUCGGAGUCCUUGCACUGUAUUAAAAUCAUGGUUGUAAUGUCGUCAAUUCAAAAAGUUUUGAAUUGACAAUCACGCUAGGAUGUGGCUCUGGUGAAGUGCUGUUUGAGGAAUAUGGUGUCAUUUGAGGCCUGGUCUAUUGAUUGAAUUCAAUUGGUGCAGUCUUAAGUCUUACAUUUUUAGUCAUUUAGCAGACGCUUUUAUCCAGAGCGACUUAACAGUUAGUGAGUGCAUACAUUUUCAUACCCCCCCCCUGGCGUUGCAAGCGCCAUGCUCUACCAACUGAGCUACAGGGGACUAGGUCUUCACUGGCUGUUUUCUCCCCAGGACUCGACAGAGGUCACUGUGGUCCCCAUAGAGAGACUGAGGCACGGUGUGUCUGGCCUUCCAAUGAUCUGAUAUGUUACAGCACAGACUGGUGCAGUUACAGAUUGUGGUUUCUAGACUGGUGAUUACUAUUGUAAAUCAAUUCCAUGUGUACAAAUUGAUUAUUUGUACACAUGGAGGUGCUUCUACACCUGCAUUACUAGCUGUUUGGGGUUUUAGGCUGGGUUUCUGUACAGCACUUCGAGAUAUUAGCUGAUGUACGAAGGGCUAUAUAAAAUAAAAUUGAUUGAUUAUAUUUGUCUUCAUUGCUCACAUAUUCAGAGUUGGUAAGCUGAACAAAAUGUUGUCUGAAGCUAUGUAUCUUUGGAAUAAGUUUGGUCAUAAUAACAAUUUGUAUGUAUGAUCUCUGUAAUAAUUAGUAAAAUCUUUGGUUAGAUAGGCAGAAGAAUUGACUGUAUUAUGGCUGUCACAUACUUGUCAUGUCUCUAUGUCAACACUAGAGGACACUGUUUUAUAAGUAAAGAUUUGGCUCUUGAAGUACUGAACUAAGGUACAAUACAUUAUUCCUUAUGGAAGGAAUCACUAUUUCUACCCUGUUACACCUCUACAAUGUGUAUUGAAUAGUUUACAAUUAUAUUGUCAACAUCAAGAUGUGGUCCUCUGUAGCUCAGCUGGUAGAGCACGGCGCGUUUGAAACGCCAAGGUUGUGGGUUUGAUCCCCGGGACCACCCAUACACAAAUAAAUGUAUGCACGCAUGACUGUAAGUCGCUUUGGAUAAAAGCGUCUGCUAAAUGGCAUAUUAUUAUUAUUAUUAUAACCAGUGACAAUAUCAAAAGUUGGCCUAAGAUUAGGCUGUCCGUGAACUUACUCCUUCUAUUGAAAAUAUGCUAUCUGGUUGAAACCGAAAUAGUUUUUCUAAACAUUCGGAACUCGGAAAUAUAGGAAAUGGAUAAGUCUUAUUGUGGUAAUCAAUAUGAAGUCUUAUUGUGGAAAUCAAUAUGAAGUCUUAUUGUGGUAAUCAAUAUGAAGUCUUAUUGUGGUAAUCAAUAUGAAGUCUUAUUGUGGUAAUCAAUAUGAAGUCUUAUUGUGGUAAUCAAUAUGAAGUCCUCUGUCUUUCUGUAGCUGCUUAGAAGGGUCUGUAUCCCGUGGUUACAGUAUGUCCCUCAGUCUUUCUGUAGCUGCUUAGAAGGGUCUGUAUCCCGUGGUUACAGUAUGUCCCUCAGUCUUUCUGUAGCUGCUUAGAAGGGUCUGUAUCCCGUGGUUACAGUAUGUCCCUCAGUCUUUCUGUAGCUGCUUAGAAGGGUCUGUAUCCCGUGGUUACAGUAUGUCCCUCAGUCUUUCUGUAGCUGCUUAGAAGGGUCUGUAUCCCGUGGUUACAGUAUGUCCCUCAGUCUUUCUGUAGCUGCUUAGAAGGGUCUGUAUCCCGUGGUUACAGUAUGUCCCUCAGUCUUUCUGUAGCUGCUUAGAAGGGUCUGUAUCCCGUGGUUACAGUAUGUCCCUCAGUCUUUCUGUAGCUGCUUAGAAGGGUCUCUGUAUCCCGUGGUUACAGUAUGUCCCUCAGUCUUUCUGUAGCUGCUUAGAAGGGUCUGUAUCCCGUGGUUACAGUAUGUUCCUCAGUCUUUCUGUAGCUGCUUAGAAGGGUCUGUAUCCCGUGGUUACAGUAUGUCCCUCAGUCUUUCUGUAGCUGCUUAGAAGGGUCUGUAUCCCGUGGUUACAGUAUGUCCCUCAGUCUUUCUGUAGCUGCUUAGAAGGGUCUGUAUCCCGUGGUUACAGUAUGUCCCUCAGUCUUUCUGUAGCUGCUUAGAAGGGUCUGUAUCCCGUGGUUACAGUAUGUCCCUCAGUCUUUCUGUAGCUGCUUAGAAGGGUCUGUAUCCCAUGGUUACAGUAUGUCCCUCAGUCUUUCUGUAGCUGCUUAGAAGGGUCUGUAUCCCGUGGUUACAGUAUGUCCCUCAGUCUUUCUGUAGCUGCUUAGAAGGGUCUCUGUAUCCCGUGGUUACAGUAUGUCCCUCAGUCUUUCUGUAGCUGCUUAGAAGGGUCUCUGUAUCCCGUGGUUACAGUAUGUUCCUCACUCCGAUGAUGAAUGGAUGUUUUCAGAAACACCCCUUUAAUAAACUCACUUAUCGCUCUUCUUAUCGAGAGAUUACAAACAUGAACACACACACACCUCACACAUCACUCUUCCUAUCGGGAGAUUGCUGGAUAAGAGGUAGCCUAUCGAAAACCGUCAUCAUGUAACCAUGAGACCAAGAGGAUAUUAACCACAUGUAAUUACUAUCAACCCCCCCUCCGAAACACCCCCCCACACACACACACACACAUGCACACACACAUGAUAAACCCCUUUAGCUUCAAUACGUUACUAAUACAUCCUGACACAAACACUAAUUAGUCAUUACCCUAGUCCAAUUAAUUUGCUCGUCUCACGUCUGUCUCCUCUUUAUUCAGAUGAAUGGCGAGUCAUAAUGGUAUAAUGAGGGGAAAUCCACCCGUAUUGGCUCAUUUAUAACUGAAUAAGACACGAUACGAGUGUCAGAGAAGAUGCCAACAGCCACUUAUCAGCCAGCUUGUUAAGCCUCCAGUCAUUAUCUAGUGUUCUAAUGGGACCAUCAUGCUAUUACACUGAGAGAGACUGGUGUGUUAUAAUGGGACCAUCAUGGGUUCAAUAUAUUUGCAUCAAUUCAAUGUAUAUCUUCUAUGUUUUUAUCCUAAGGAUCGCUCAGACUGAGGGGCUCAGGGCCUCUACAUUUCAAUUGGCCUCUUUGAUUAUUCUGUAUUUUCUGUGUUUCUGUAUUGCUGUUCUGCAUAUGGAUUCUAAUCUUAAUACUAGAUUUGACACAUUAUUUUAUUUAUUUAUACGAAAGACCUUUCCAAAACACCUCAAAGUCACUUUACAUAAUACAUUCAGCAAGAUAUAUUCUGUGUGUGUUAUGUGGGCAGCUUGUCUCUCCCUUUUCUGUUUCCCUUCCUCCUUGUUUUGUCCCCUCUUUUUCUGUUGUAUGUGUGUUUGUCCCCUUUAUGUGGGUGUGUCUGGAGUGGAGCAGGGGGCGUGCUCAGGAUCUGCCUCUCCUGUGCAGCUGCGGGUUGUUUCCAGUGAUUCCUGCCUACGCAGCUGCAUCCUAUUCUCUCAUCAACCUGCACUACUUAUUCCUGGGCAUGGCUCUCCACCGGCGCCAGAUCGUUGUUCUUACCAGAGCGGUAACUUGGCUCACCAGUAAAGUUUUUUUGUCUUUGUCUUCAGCCUGGCUCUCCACUCUCCUUUACCUGUCGUUUGUUUUGUCUUCAGUUCGGACAUACCUCCCAACCUGCCUGCCUUCCUGCCGGUCGGUCUGCCUGCCUGCCUGCCUGCCUGCCUGCCUGCCUGCCUCAGCCUCUCCUUCCUCCGGAGCCGACUAGCCCACUCUGUUCCUUUACGUCAGUUGUUUUUGGACUAGACAAUUUGAACUUUUAUUAAAACAUUUUUGUUUCUUCCACUCCCUUUGUCGUGUUGGUUUCUCUGAGUGCUGGGUUGAACCAUAGCCUUAACAGAACGAUCUGGCCAUGGACCCAACAGAGAAACAGCACGGGGCAAACAAAGACAGCUUCCAGCAAGCUAUCCAGGCUCAAGGAACGUUGCUAGGACAGCAUGACCAGUUGAUUCGGACUCUUGUGGAAGAUAAUCAUCAACUGCUGAACCAGGUGACUCAGUUAACUACACACGUCUCUAAAUUGUCUGUUAUCAGUUCUCCAUCUCUCUCUGACCCCCAGUUUGAUGCACCCCAAGUUGUUUCCUCGGACACUAGGCAGGCUUCGUUCCGUCGGGAACCCCCUGUCACGUCGCCUGAACCGUUCAAUGGAGAAUUGGACAAGUGCCGGGGAUUUUUGCUUCAGUGUGACUUGAUUUUUCGGCAGAGACCACUGUCGUUUUCUACUGAUUCAUCUAAGGUACAUUAUGUUCUGGGGCUGUUAAGAGGGAAAGCUCUGGUUUGGGCUGAGGCUGUGUGCUCAGAUCAAACUUUGACUGGAUUGACUUUUGCUGAUUUCUCUGCUAAAUUGAAGACUGUUUUUGACCAUCCUGACCAUGUGGGUAAUUCCUCCAAGAUACUUUUUAAUUUGAGGCAGGGUUCUAACAGUGUGGCAGAGUACUCUAUUGAGUUCUGGACGUUGGCAGCGGACUCCAAGUGGAACAAUGUGGCACUUCAAGGAGCAUUUCUAAACGGUUUGAAUGAAGCCAUUAAGGAUGAACUGGCUGCUCGUGAUGAGCCACAUGAUUUACAUUCUCUCGUUUCCCUGUCCAUCAAGCUAGACAAUCGGUUGCGGGAGAGGCGUCGGGAGAGAGGCGAUCGGCCACAUCUAGGAGGACGAAUUCCCCAGCCUUCAACCACUCGAGUCUCGCCUCUCCGGAGUCGGCAGCUUCUUGUUCCUGAUUCCAUCCCGAGCACAGAGGAGGAACCUAUGCAAGUGGGUCGAGCUCGACUACCUCCAGCUGAGCGGCAACGGCGCCUCCAGGCGGGUGAGUGCCUGUACUGUGGAGACGCCACACACAUUCUGGCUACAUGCCCUAAGCGGCCAAAAGACAAGGCUCGCUCGUAACGGUGGGUCUACUUGCGAGCCCAGAGUUAGAUCCUGAACCCAUCAUUCCCCGAUUACAAGUACCUGUAACCUUACGUUUCCAGAGUCAUUCCCUGCCACUCUCAGCUCUCAUAGACUCAGGUGCAGAAGAUAACUUUAUUAGCCACCAGUUCGUUACACAAGCUCGUAUCCCCAUGGAGCCACUACCUACCCCCAUCCGGGUCACAGCCCUUGAUGGGCGCCUCCUCGCGGAGAUAACUCAUCAGACCACCCCCGUUUCCCUAGUGAUUUCUGGCAAUCAUUGUGAAAGCAUUCAGCUAAGAGUUAUGUCUGGCUCAGCUACCUCCCUAAUCCUUGGCUUCCCCUGGUUGGCUCUUCACAACCCACAAAUUGAUUGGACACGUCACACCAUUCUCAGUUGGAGCACUAACUGCCAUUCCGAGUGCCUGAGGUCAGCGGUUCCCCCCACUAAGUGUAACCCAACUCCUCCCUCAGCUCCUCUUGAUCUGUCAUCUGUCCCCAAAGAAUACCAUGACUUAGCGGAGGUUUUCAGUAAGGACAAGGCUCUGUCUCUACCACCACAUAGGCCUUAUGAUUGCCCUAUUGAACUGCUCCCUGGUGCUCCCUUGCCCUCUAGUCGGUUAUACAAUCUGUCCCGACCGGAAAGAGAGGCAAUGGAGCAGUACAUUGGUAAUUCUCUGGUCUCGGGCAUAAUCCGUCCCUCGUCGUCUCCUUUGGGUGCAGGUUUCUUUUUCGUGGAAAAGAAGGACAAGUCGUUACGCCCCUGUAUCGAUUUCAGGGGUUUAAACAACAUAACUGUUAAAAACAAGUAUCCCCUUCCACUCAUCAACUCAGCUUUUGAACCUCUGCAUGGCGCCACAGUGUUUUCCAAGCUCGACCUCAGGAAUGCUUAUCACCUUGUCCGAAUCCGAAAGGGAGAUGAGUGGAAAACCGCUUUCAACACUCCACUGGGACAUUUUGAGUAUUUGGUCAUGCCCUUUGGGCUUUCAAAUGCCCCUGCGGUUUUCCAAGCCAUGGUGAACGAUGUUCUUAGGGAUUUUUUGAACCGUUUUGUCUUUGUAUACCUGGAUGAUAUUCUUGUUUUUUCCAAGUCACCCGAGGAGCAUGAGUCACACGUCCGUCAAGUCCUUCAACGGCUCUUGGAGAACAAGCUGUACGUCAAGGCAGAGAAGUGUGAGUUCCACAAACAGUCUACAUCGUUCCUUGGUUUCAUAAUUGAGAGCGGGCAGGUGAAGGCGGACCCCGAGAAGAUCCGGGCAGUGACGGAAUGGCCCACACCCACCACCCGUAAGCAACUUCAACGAUUUUUGGGCUUUGCUAACUUCUACCGUAGAUUCAUUAAGGGUUUUAGUAGAGUGGUGGCACCCCUUACAAGACUCACAUCUCCUAAAGUCCCUUUUCGGUGGUCCCCUGAGGCGGAGCAGGCGGUAGGGGUUUUGAAGGAACUGUUUUCCACCUCCCCCGUGUUGAUACACCCCAAUACCUCUCUGCAGUUUGUUGUGGAGGUGGACGCGUCGGACUCAGGUGUGGGAGCAGUCCUCUCCCAGCGCUCCCCCACUGACCAAAGGCUUCACCCCUGUGCGUUUUUCUCCAAGAAAUUGUCACCCACAGAACGGAAUUACGACGUUGGAAACCGGGAACUGCUGGCGGUCAAGCUUGCACUGGAAGAAUGGCGGCACUGGCUGGAUGGAGCUGAACUGCCGUUUGUGGUCUGGACUGACCACAAAAACUUGGCUUACAUCCAAGCCACUAAGAGACUCAACUCACGCCAAGCCAGAUGGGCCCUGUUUUUUAGUAGGUUUAACUUUAUUCUUACAUACAGACCGGGGUCAAGAAAUGUUAAACCAGAUGCUUUGUCCCGCCAGUUUGCUGACCCUUCGGAGACCAGCGAGCCUGAGGCAGUCCUGCCUUCCUCAUGCGUCGUGGCGGCUGUUCAGUGGGAGAUCGAGUCUCUUGUGAAGACUGCACUUGCCACGGACAUGGGACCGGGUGAUGGACCUCCCAACCUACUCUUUGUUCCCGAGACGGUCCGGUCUCAGGUGUUGCAGUGGAUUCACACCUCCCGUUUUGCUGGUCACCCUGGGAUGAGACGCACGUUGACGCUGCUUAGGAGACAUUUUUGGUGGCCGUCAAUGGAAACUGACGUUCGGGCUUUUGUGGCAGCCUGUUCAACCUGUGCUCGGGGCAAAGCCUCCCAUCAGUCCCCUUCGGGGCUGCUGCUACCCCUCCCAGUUCCCAGCCGUCCCUGGUCCCACAUUGCCAUGGAUUUUGUCACCGGCCUACCCAAGUCUGAAGGUAAUGAUACUAUACUUACCAUUGUGGACAGAUUCUCUAAAUCUGUCCACUAUAUAGCAUUACCAAAAUUACCGUCUGCCAGUGAGACAGCGGACCUCCUAGUCCAACAUGUAUUCCGUCCCCAUGGAAUACCUGUGGACAUCGUAUCUGAUAGAGGCCCACAGUUUACUUCCCGUGUUUGGAAGGGUUUCUGUUCUGCUUUGGGUGCUUCCGUUAGUCUGUCCUCAGGGUUUCAUCCCCAGACCAACGGUCAAACAGAAAGAGCCAACCAAAACCUCGAAGCAACCCUUCGUUGUGUGGCUGCUCAACAUCCAUCAUCCUGGGCUAAACAUCUGCCCUGGAUAGAGUACGCCCACAACUCCCUCACCGCCUCUGCCACCGGUCUUUCACCCUUCGAGGUUACCAUGGGUUAUCAACCCCCUCUGUUUCCUGCUCAGGAGAAGGAAUUGGCUGUUCCUUCGGUUCAGGAGAACCUCCGCCGCUGCCAGAGAGUGUGGAGCGACGCUCGGGAAGCAUUGCUUCGGACCACCGACAGGAACAAGACAACAGCGGAUAGGAGCAGGACUCCCGCACCUGUGUUUCAUCCUGGUCAAGAGGUUUGGCUGUCAUCUAAGAACGUACCUCUUCGUACCAAAUCACGCAAGCUGUCUCCUCGGUACCUGGGUCCGUUUGUGGUGGAAUCCAUCAUUAACCCCGCUGCGGUUCGUUUGAAGUUGCCUUCAGCCAUGAAGAUACACCCUACCUUCCACGUCUCCCAACUGAAACCUGUGUCCUCCAGCCUUUUGUGUCCGCCGGCUGAUCCACCUCCACCUGUUCGCCUCAUUGACGACCAUCCGGCCUACACCGUCAGUAGGCUCCUGGACUCUCGGAGGCGGGGUAGGGGUCUCCAAUACCUAGUCGAUUGGGAAGGUUAUGGACCAGAGGAGAGGUCUUGGGUCCCUAAGCGUUUUGUGUUGGAUCCUCAGCUGAUCACGGACUUCCAUCAUGACAACCCUGACAGGCCUGGUGGGUCGCCAGGUGGCGACCAUUGAGGGGGGGGUACUGUUAUGUGGGCAGCUUGUCUCUCCCUUUUCUGUUUCCCUUCCUCCUUGUUUUGUCCCCUCUUUUUCUGUUGUAUGUGUGUUUGUCCCCUUUAUGUGGGUGUGUCUGGAGUGGAGCAGGGGGCGUGCUCAGGAUCUGCCUCUCCUGUGCAGCUGCGGGUUGUUUCCAGUGAUUCCUGCCUACGCAGCUGCAUCCUAUUCUCUCAUCAACCUGCACUACUUAUUCCUGGGCAUGGCUCUCCACCGGCGCCAGAUCGUUGUUCUUACCAGAGCGGUAACUUGGCUCACCAGUAAAGUUUUUUUGUCUUUGUCUUCAGCCUGGCUCUCCACUCUCCUUUACCUGUCGUUUGUUUUGUCUUCAGUUCGGACAUACCUCCCAACCUGCCUGCCUUCCUGCCGGUCGGUCUGCCUGCCUGCCUGCCUGCCUGCCUGCCUCAGCCUCUCCUUCCUCCGGAGCCGACUAGCCCACUCUGUUCCUUUACGUCAGUUGUUUUUGGACUAGACAAUUUGAACUUUUAUUAAAACAUUUUUGUUUCUUCCACUCCCUUUGUCGUGUUGGUUUCUCUGAGUGCUGGGUUGAACCAUAGCCUUAACAGUGUGCCUGUAUUGCUGUAGAAUGGUUUGCCACCGCUCUGUGUAAUUCGCGUGUGUGCGUGAGUGUGUGUGUUUGUGUGUGCGUGCGUGUGCACGCCGGUUUGUGUCUAUCUACCUGUGUCUUGGUCUGUAUAUUUCUGUACUGUACAUGGCUUUACUCUAACUCUACUCUGGGGAGUCAUGCCUGGCUGCGUCUCCCUGGUUGUUCUACUAUGGGUCAGCAGGAGCUCUGGGUUCUGGGCUGAAAUAAAUACAUGGGCAGGUAGAAUCAGCAGAAUACUGUAGCCAUCCCCUAAGAGAGAGAGAAAGAGAUAGAGAGAGAGAGAGAGAGAGUGUGUGUGUGCGUACAAGAUUGCACUUGUUUGUGUCUCUCUCUCUCUCUCUUUCUCUCUCUUUCUCUCUUUCUCUCUCUCUCUCUCUCUUUCUCUCUCUCUCUCUCUCUCUCUCUCUCUCUCUCUCUCUCUCUCUCUCUCUCUCUCUGUGUGUGUGUAUUUAGCCCGGCCCAUGUCUGCUGAGCACAGUAGGAGUGCCAUCACAUUGGCAGAGAUGACCAGUCGUCAGAAUUGCAUCAGUUGUGCUUAUUGAGCUGUGAGCUUGAAUAUCAUUAUCACCUUCUAUAAUCUGCCAGUUCAUCUACAGCCAGAACCUGUCUGUGAAACAGCCAGAACACAGGCAGAAUACAGCCAGAGCACAGCCAGAACACAGCCAGAAAACCAUCAGAAAUCAGUCAGAAAACAACCUACAUGUAUGCCAAGACAGACACAACAAGUCCCUGGUACAGACAGAGGUUGUGUCCCAAAUAGCACCCUAUUCCCUACAUAGUGCACUACUUUUCACCAGAGCCCAUAGAGCCCUGGUCAAAAGUAGUGCACUAUAUAGGGAAUAUGGUGCCAUUUGGGAUGUAGCCAGAGACACAGCCAAUGCCAAGAUGACACAACAAGUCCUUGGUACUGAUAGAGACAAAGCCAGAGACACUAACACUGUAUACAGGACAGACACUUCUUGUCUGGCAGAUCUACAGUAUGUGCUUUGUUUAGCCCAGUAUUACAUUUUCUGUACCAGAGGCUGUCGCACUAUGUUACUUACUUCCUCUAUGAAGCCAUCUUACAUUGAGAGAGAGAGAGAGAGAGAGAGAGAGAGAGAGAGAGAGAGAGAGAGAGAGAGAGAGAGAGAGAGAGAGAGAGAGAUAGGGGGGAUAUAAACUCAAAGACAGAUCAUAUAAACAAUAUACGACAGUACAAUAAUGACAAGAUGAACAUUCAACUCUUAUAAGGGGGAUAGAUACAGUAUACACUGAUUAUACAAAACAUUAAGAACACCUGCUCUUUCCAUGACAUAGACUGACCAGGUGAAUCCAGGUGAAAGCUAUGAUCCCUUAGUGAUGUCACCUGUUAAAUCCACUUCAAUCAGUGUAGAUGAUGGGGAGGAGACAGGUUAAAGAAGGAUUUUUAAGCCUUGAGACAAUUGAGACAUGGAUUGAGUAUGUGUGCAAUUCAGACGGUGAAUGGGCAAGACAAAAUAUGUAAGUGCCUUUGAACAGGGUAUGGUAUUAGGUGCCAGGUGCACUGUUUUGUGUCAAGAACUGCAACGUUGCUGGGUUUUUCACGCUCAACAGUUUCCCGUGUGUAUCAAUAAUGGUCCACCACCCAAAGGACAUCCAGCCAACUUGACACAAUUGCAGGAAGCAUUGGAGCCAACAUGGGUCAGCAUCCCUGUGGAAUGCUUUCGACACCUUGUAGAGUCCAUGCCCCGACGAAUUGUGGCUGUUCUGGGUGCAAAAAGGGGGGUGGAACUCAAUAUUAGAAAGGUGUUCUUAAUGUUUUAUGUACUCAGUGUAUGUAUACAAUAUAUACACCGAACAAAAAUAUUAACACAACAUGCCACAAUUUAAAAUAUUUUUCUGAGUUACAGUUUAUAUAAGGAAAACAGUCAAUUGAAAUUCAUUAGGCCCUAAUCUAUGGAUUUCACAUGACUGGAAAUACAGAAAUGCAUCUGUUGUUCACAGAUACCUUAAAAGAAAGGUAGGGGUGUGGAUCAGAAAACCAGUCAGUAUCUGGUGUGACCACAGUUUGCCUCAUGCAGUGCGACACAACCCUUUGCAUAGAGUUGAUCAGGCUGUUGAUUGUGGCUUAUGGAAUGUCCUCUUCAACGGCUGUGCGAAAUUGCUGGAUAUUGGCGUGAACUGGAACAUGUUGUUGUACAGGUCGAUCCAGAGCAUCCCAAACAUGCUCAAUGGGACAUUUUUAGCUUCCAGGAAUUGUGUACAGAUCCUUGAGACAUGGGGCUGUGCAUUAUCAUACUGAAACAUGAGGUGAUGGCGGUGGAUGAAUGGCAAGACAAUGGGCCUCAGGAUCUCGUCACGGUAUCUCUGUGCAUUCAAAUUGUCAUCGAUAAAAUGCAAUUGUGUUCGUUGUCCGUAGCUUAUGCCUGCCCAUACCAUAACCCUGCCGCCACCAUGGGGCACUCUGUUCACAACGUUGACAUCAGCAAACCACUCGCCCACAUGACGCCAUACACGCUGUCUGCCAUAUGCCCGGUACAGUUGAAACCGGAAUUCAUCCAUGAAGAGCACACUUCUCCAGCGUCCAUCGAAGGUGAGCAUUUGCCCACUGAAGUCGGUUACAACGCCAAACUGCAGUCAGGUCAAGACCCUGGCGAGGACGACGAGCACACAGAUGAGCUUCCCUGAGACGGUUUCUGGCAGUUUGUGCAGAAAUUCUUUGGUUGUGCAAAACAACAGUUUCAUCAGCUGUCCAGGUGGCAGGUCUCAGACGAUCCCGCAGGUGAAGAAGCCAAAUGUGUAGGUCCUGGGAUGGCGUGGAUACACAUGGUCUGCAGUUGUUAGGCUGGUUGGAAGCACUGUCAAAUUCUCUAAAAUGACGUUGGAGGCGGCUUAUGGUAGUGAAAUGAACAAUACAUUCUCUAGCACCAGCUCUGGUGGACAUUCCUGCAGUCAGCGUGCCAAUUGCACGCUCCCUCAAAACUCGAGACAUCUGUGGCAUUGUGUUGGGUGACAAAACUGCACAUUUUAGAGUGGCCUUUUAUCGUCCCCAGCACAAGGUGCACCUGUGGUCCUGUGUUGCUCAGUUUUGUAUCUGCCCUCUGAUAUGUGGACCAACUCUCCCGCCUCCAACUCCCUCCAAGCCCUCCAACGGUAUCCUAUCUAUCUAUACACCAACCAUUGAAUAAGCUCUGUAAACUGUCGGGAAGGAGAUGGAGAGCUGGGGAACGUUUAUUUUCCCCCUCUAGGGAUGCUUCCCGAAUGCCACACUAUUCCCUGUAUAGUGCACUUAUUUUGGCCAGAGCGUAGUGUUCCUGGACGGAGAAGAACAGGAAGUGAAUCUCUCAAAAUAAGUUCUCUCUUUUUCCUCUCUUUUCAUUGUUGCCUCUCUUUCGGAGAAGUUGUGCCUUUGGGGUGAAACCGUAGUGGUAAAACUGAAAUGAGGUUGGUAAGGGGAGGACGGGCUCGAACGGAAUACAUCAAACGCAUGGUUUCCAUGGUUUCCAGGUGUUUGAUGCCAUUCCAUUCGCUCCGUUCCGGCCAUUGUUAUGAGCCGCCCUCCCCUCAGCAGCCUCCACUGGUGUGUUCAUAUUGAAGCUAUGGUGCUUUAACUUCAUGCCCCUUAACAUCCACACUGAACAACAGUGAAAAUGAGUUUCAGAGAUCUAAAGUAGUAGACCCUAAAAUUGAAAAUGUCUUCAGAGAACUGCUUUACAUUCUUGUCACUGUCGCCCUUCUCUUUUGGAGAACCUGACUCAUGACAGCAGGGCGAAGUGGUUUUGCUAAAAGAGAUAUUUGUUGAAGGUGGUGUACAUUACUUCGACUUCACAACCCUCAAUAUCAACACUGGAUAACUGUGAGCAGGAGUUUCAGAGAUGUGUAUAUAUUUUGGCAAGUAGCGUUAAAAUAUCAUGUUGUGUGUUUUCAUCAUUUGUAAACAGACUGAGCUGAGAAUAUAUUUUCGACACACACACAGUGUGUCACGCCCUGGCUCUGGGGACUCUGAAAUGUUGAGCCAGGGUGUGGAUUUUCUAUGUUUAGUUUCACGGGGUAGCUUCUAUGUUGUGUUUUCUAUGUUUUGGGUUUUGUUCUAGAUCAUAUAGAUCUAUGUUGGUCAGGGUGGUUCCCAAUCAGAGGCAGCUGUUGCUCGCUGUCUCUGAUUGGGAGCCAUACUUAGGUAGGCUGUUUUCAGCUAUUCUUUGUGGGAUCUUGUUCUGAUUUGGUUUGUGUUAUACCGUAGACGUCACGUUAUCGUUGUUGUUUUGAUCGUGUGAUCAUUCUAAAUAAAUAAUAUGUUCACCUUCAACGCUGCGCCUUGGUCCGCUUCAUCAUGUGUCAACGAUCGUGACACAGUGCCUGUGGAGGUAGAGUUAGGGUGAGACUGUUUAGGAGCGAGCCACACUCUGUGACAUUAAUCACAACUAUCUCUCCUCUCCCAAACUCUCCCUGCCAGCCUUAGCCCCACUACCACUGUCAAUUAACUCUGCCAACCUCAAUCUCCUUGAGCAAGGUAUUCCCACACACACACACGCAUGCAUGAUAACACACACACACACACACACACACACACACACACACACACACACACACACACACACACACCUGGUCCCUAAUUAUGAGGAGAAAGAGGCAUGGGUAACAUGUAAUAUGCUAAUCACAUCCAUUAUGUUUUAAUGGAGCUGAUUAUGGAGCUGAGUUGUUUGUUUGCUAUCCAUUUCCCAAUUGGAACACACACACACACACACACACACACACACACCACACACACACGUUACGUUACGUUACGGUAGUCAAUUGUAUCCGAUGAUGACUUCCUCUUCUGAGUUAACGGUGAAAUCGUUGGUGACACACACACACACACAGAAACACACACCUCCCCUCUCAGUGUAUACAAUCAAUAGGGAGUAUUUAUUUGGGGUAAUUUGGUCAUUGGCAACAAGUGAGAGUAUAGUACACUGUAACUCUUUCCCUUCACACAUAACCUAAACUAUACACUACUAUACCCUGUAGCCACAGCCCAGAGAAGCCACAGCCCAGAGAAGCCACAGCCCAGAGAAGCCACAGCCCAGAGAAGCCACAGCCCAGAGAAGCCACAGCCCAGAGAAGCCACAGCCCAGAGAGGAGAAGGCAGAUCAGAUGAGUGUUAA
Messenger RNA from Coregonus sp. 'balchen', 26468 nucleotides. NCBI's taxonomy places the organism in Eukaryota, Metazoa, Chordata, Actinopteri, Salmoniformes, Salmonidae. The record is from the annotation of a GenBank genome assembly.